Leptinotarsa decemlineata (Colorado potato beetle) is the source of this 1489-nucleotide messenger RNA. Its product is annotated as BRISC and BRCA1-A complex member 2. Gene Ontology annotation, cellular component: BRISC complex; BRCA1-A complex. Gene Ontology annotation, biological process: double-strand break repair. Lineage: Eukaryota; Metazoa; Arthropoda; Insecta; Coleoptera; Chrysomelidae. The record is from RefSeq and is a predicted model, not a curated record.
GAUCACUCUUCUGUGAUUGCUUUGGGUCUAUCAGUGAUCAGGUUUUAUGUUUUAAGAUAUCAGUGAUGAGUUUUUGAAUAUUUUUCUUAUUGAUUAGGUGAUUUACAAGCUGUAAAUAAUAAUGACCGAUCUAUCUUAUAAUACCGACAACAUAUUAAGUAAUUUCCCUUCCUGUCUGCGAAAGCACAUCGAGGAACUAUGUUUAGGAAGUAAAAUAGGUUUAUCAAGUGUAACCCUCAAUGAUAUAUCUGUUUCUAAAAUGAGGUUAAUUGAUGAAGACAUUCUGAAUAAUUUCCAUUUUAUAAUGAAAAUUCCAUUCGCAGGAAAGCGUUUGAAAUGGGAAAUUAUUUUUGAUCCUGAAGAUUUGAGCUUUCCACCAGAUUUUGAUUUUAAUGAUGAUCAAUUUCUAGCAUUUCCUGAUUAUGAUACCAUUAAGAAUAAUGUCACACAUUUGGAUAACUGGGAUCUCAAGAAUCCUCAAGCUUUAUCAUUAGUCUUGAACCAAUUUUUAGCUCUUUAUAAAAAAUAUCAGUUGGAAAAAUUUCGAAUGGAAAAUAUUUAUUCUAAGUUGUGGGAUGAAUAUGAGAUGAUAACAACAAAAGAAAAUGGAAUAGAUCCACAAAAUAUUGAAGUUAGUAUAGAUGGCAAUAAUACUGUGUUUUUCAUUUCCCUUGCAGUUGAUUGCAGUUCUUUACCAGAAUAUAUACAACCUUUGGAUAAAUGUUUUGGUUCUUUUUAUAAUCCUGGUGAAGAUUAUGCACAUCUAACCUUGAAUAUUGGAAGGCUUGAUAGAAAUCGUUCAUGGGCCUCAUUACAACUGUCACCAAGGGUUCAACAGAUUUUGGAGCAUUCCAAAAAUCUUCAUAUACCAGAGUUGAAGAAAGGCACAACACUUUUUGAAUAUGUUUCUGCAGUGUCCAAAUUAUUAGAAGAUCGUAUUAAAGCAGUUGCGAAUCAUUAUAAAAUGAAAAAGGUGUACAUUACCUCCAUAGCUGCAAUCUGCAGUUGCAGUAUUGUUGAAUACGACUCUGAAACUUUCUCAAAGGCUGUUUUCAUAUUUGAUGUUGAUGAUUAUAACUGUUUAGUCACUGUCACCUUAGGUCCAAAUUUUCCAGCAGAGAAACCUUCUGUGCUGUUGUCAUCUUAUUAUUGCCAAGAAGGAAAAAUGUGUAAUGAAAUACUUGAUAAAUAUCCUUAUAAUGGAACUUUGAGACCUGAAAACAAUAUUGAAAAUUUGUUAGAAUAUUUACAUGCUGCUGUCAAAAAAUUCAAAUGCCACAAGCACUGACAGAGAAAUAUGAAAGAUUCCUUGAUUAAUUUUCAUUAAGAUUACAGUGUCAGUUUUUAACCAUUUCUAUUACUAUAAGAUAGGUAAAUAUUUUAAUUUGUAUUCAAGAAAAUCUAUUAUGAAGUGUAAACUUUAAUAUAUUAUAUUUUCUGCAUAUUAUCCUGUAAAUAUUCUUCAAAAGAUAAAUUGCUUCUCUUUAAA